Messenger RNA from Exophiala oligosperma, 1063 nucleotides. RefSeq lists its product as uncharacterized. Bases 129 to 974 code for a protein of 281 amino acids. Gene Ontology annotation, biological process: protein phosphorylation; signal transduction. The transcript has a single exon. Gene Ontology annotation, molecular function: protein kinase activity; ATP binding. Gene Ontology annotation, cellular component: cytoplasm. The record is from RefSeq and is a predicted model, not a curated record. Lineage: Eukaryota; Fungi; Ascomycota; Eurotiomycetes; Chaetothyriales; Herpotrichiellaceae.
AGUUCUCCCUAAGCAGGCAUUUCGUGAUCGAAGCUUUUGCCACGGAAUAUCAACUUGUUUAGCCCUUCUUACGCGCUUCGCCCACCAACCUAGCCACCCGACUCAUAUACAGACGGACCCAACUAUUCAUGACAUCGGACAUCGCAAACUACCUAUAUCUCGACGGCACAAUUGUGAAAGAUGAGAUUAUUGGAGUGGGUGGUGCAGGCAUUGUCGUCAAUCGAGGAGGAUACGCCUUCAAAAUCCCCCGGAUAUCGAAGUUGUCCGAAAUUGAUGGUGUUCCUGUUCAUGACAGAAUAUUGGACCACAAUGAAGACAACUACAACGAGCUCGCCGUUGCCAUCAUGUCUUUCAAGCACGAAAAAGCUAUCUAUAAAAGGCUAGGCGACCAUCCUGGGAUUAUCCGCUGUUAUAACGUCGACUCCGAAGAACCCUCAAUCCAGAUGCCGUUGAUGAAUGGCGACCUACGGCAGCAUCUAGGCGAGAUCCGGCUAAAAAGGUCUCGUCAGCUCUUCUGGUUACUUCACUUGGCGCGUACUAUGGCCUUCGCACAUACUAAACGUGUUAUCAUCUGUGACUUCCGGCUGGAUAAUAUCGUGUAUGACGAUGAUAUGAAUAUCAGGCUCAUUGACUUCUCUGAAUCUUCUUUAAUGCAUCUCGAAUGGGACCUUAAAGGCUGCGAUAAAUAUGGAUUUUCUAUUCUAACCGAUAUUGGACAAUUUGGGGCAGUAAUGUUUGAGAUCAUAACUGGUCAACAUUGUUCGUUUGAUAUCUAUGAAGACUGGCAGCAAGUGGGGGAUCCGACGACUUGGCCUCGACGGGAAACACUUCCGUCAACAAGCGAGGUAUGGCUGGGUUCUAUUAUCGAGAAAUGCUGGACCAAGGGAUUUGCAUCGGCUGGGGAUCUUGAGAGAGAGCUUGAAAAAGAGAACUGCGCAGUCCGGGACGAGGGUUGUCGUGGUUUUCCAACGUAGGAAAUAUUGCACCCAGAAUUCAAUUGUGACCCAUAUGAAGAGUGGGUAAAUUCAUGCUGAGUGUUACAUCCUUUUCACAUGGAGAUAUC